Molecule: messenger RNA, 192 nt
Organism: Pochonia chlamydosporia 170
Lineage: Eukaryota; Fungi; Ascomycota; Sordariomycetes; Hypocreales; Clavicipitaceae
Exons: 1
Coding region: 1-192 (63 amino acids)
Source: RefSeq, a predicted model, not a curated record
AUGAAAUGGUGGAUGCUGGGGGCCACGGCUACGAUGAUCAUUUGCCUGACGACCUUGGGAUAUCUGUCUCAUACGGCAACAGAAGUCAGGUUUUGGCUUGAGCCACCGGCGGCGGCCGGCUCUAAAAUUUUGUUAAUAUGUUUUCUAACGUUACGGAAGGAACUUGGGGCGACGCGGACGGCGUCAGCGUGA